Miscanthus lutarioriparius is the source of this 2121-nucleotide messenger RNA. Lineage: Eukaryota; Viridiplantae; Streptophyta; Magnoliopsida; Poales; Poaceae. The record is from the annotation of a GenBank genome assembly.
AUGGAUGAUGACGCCCAGGAUGCCAUUGCCACCAUGGCCGCUGCAAUCAGGGCUACCCUUCCUCCUCCUGUUGCCCCAAGCAUGGUCGUGGCGCUCGCCACCAUCAAUGUCAAGACCCACAUCCUUUUCGCCCUCGAGCUUGAUCCCCCAAACUACUCCACAUGGCGGGAGUUGUUCCUCACCCAUGUCGGCAAGUUCGGUGCUUCAUCUCACAUCGACGGCAUGCUGGCGCCAGCAGCGCCCGACGCUGCUGAACUUGCGGUCGACUGCUCCAUCCGCUCGGUCAUCUACUCUUCAUCGUCGCCUCGCGUGAUGCGUUUGAUCAUGGAGACCGAUGCUUCUGCUCAUACAGUCUGGACCAAGGCGGUGAAUCUCUUCCUCGACAACAAGGCUUCUCAGGCUAUGACCCUUGAGGCAAAGUUUCAUGCUCUGGCACAGGGCGACCGGCCUGCAAACAUAUCACGAUCUCAGCGGCGUUGUGAUGAAGCUGACGCCGGCGCCGGCGCCCACAUAAUUACGCCGCACGCAGUACCGUCCUUGUCAAAGCGUUGGCGUGCAGCUGGAUCUCCGAUAAUCAAAGACCGAUGGAAUCCACCGUACGACGCACCAGGGGGCAGGGUCCUCCCCGGUCACGCGGCAGUCACCCCGCGCUCUCCCGCCGCACCGCAUCGCAUCGCGUCCUCCGCCGGCCUCGCCGUCGGCGCCAUUGGCGCGGCUCGCCUUCAACUGCCCGUCCGCCGGAACCAACCAGAUGGACAAGGGUUUGGGGAUGUUCCUAUGCUGAAUUUGCUUGUUCCACACAAUUGGAUCGGCAAGUGGGACAGUGAGUCCAGCUUGUUUCUGAAUUCGGCUAAACAUAUGCUGAUCUGGAAACUGCUUCCCAUGAAAUUGCAACUAGAUGUGUCCCCAGGAGCUGAGAGCAUAGUAAAUUGCUACCAUGUGAAGCAUUCCUUUGAUAAGAAAAAUGAGUACUUGGAUGAUGCUGAGGACCAGCUUGCCCAUAGUGAUAGAAGCAUGUUCCAGGGGAGGAAAGAAAAGGCAGGUAGUUACAUGGUUGGCGACAAUUCUGAUGUAACAACUAAACCAGAGGAAGGUGCUGUAGAUCAUCAUUCAGAUACUUUUGAUCGUAAUGAGAAUACUGGAGAAACUGUGUUCGAUAAAUACAGUACUAACUUGCAUGAAGAUGACAAGAGAAACACUGAGAGGUCAGAAGCGGAAGAAGGACAAGUCAACAGUGCAGAUGGUAAUACAGAAGCUAAUAAUAAUAACAAUGAAGAUGAAACCACCGGUCAUGCAGAAGAAGGCAAGCAUGAUACUGAAUCCAACUCUGCUGCUGAGAGUAAAAGUGAAGUCAAUUCAACUGGAGAUGAUAUGUCCCAAAACAAUCAUGCACAAGAGGAAAACACUGGGGUGGUAAGUGGAACGUCUCAUGAUGAAGUGGUGCAAGGUGAUGAAUCAACCAGUACAAGUGGAAGUGGGAAUGGAUCCCUUCCUGACGAUGCCAAGGCCGAAGCAACCGAUGACCAUGCUACUGGCAGUCUUCCUAACGAAACAGGGAAUAUACCAUCAGUUCAUACUGAUAAUUCACAAAAUGAUGCCAGUGAAAACCAAGGUGAUGCAACUUCCACUACCUCAGAUUCAUCUGAGCAUGGCACCGGUGAGGCUGUCCAUAUUGAAACUGGAUUGGAAGAUGAAAGUGCAACAGCAUCAUCUGGGACUGGAUCUGGUGAUGACAAGGGUAACUCAUCUGAUAGCACCUCUGCAGAAGAAAAUACUGAGACUGCAUCUGGUGAUGAUGAGAAGGGCACAGAAAUGGGUACAGCCACUGAAGCGUCAUAUUCCAAAGAAGAGAACUCUGAGAACAGCAGUGUCUCAACUGAGGCAGAGAACUCCCAAGGAGAUUCUUCCAGUGGAGUGAAUGGUUCUUCAGAAGAGACAUCUAACAAGGGUGAUGGAGCUACAGAAACGUCUAACAAUGGUGAGCAGGUGGAUCCCAAAAUUGAAACUAGCACAUCCACCAAUGACGAGCACAAUGAAUCUCAAGGGGCUGCUGGCAGCUCUGGAUCAAAUGACUCAAAUGGUAACGGCCCUGAACAAACCGGUAAAACUGAAAGCCAGUGA